AUGUUGUUGCACAUGCAAAUAAACAAAAUUUGUGUGGUAUGUAGGCAUGAUAAGAUGGGCAGUUGUGCGUGUGAUUAGCGUGGAGGGUGGUGGCUUGGAGGACAAUUAAGGGCAGCCGGCGUUGUCUUCGUCGGGCGACGUCUCUCAACGUUCUCCUUUGUCCUUUAAGAAUCUCCCGAGUUCUUAUCCGCCCAUCCCCGGAAACCCUAACUUCUGCUCCUCUCUCUUGUUCUAUACUCGUCCUUGGCGAGAAAUCCAGGUAAUGUUCAACAAACAGUAACUAUAAAGAAGAAAUAUAAGAUGCCACGCUGGCUUUGCUGUUCUUUUAAUUUGAAAGCUACGGAUGACCUUCACGAGAAUGAAGCUUUAAAGAGUUCCAAACCUUAUGAGGAUGGACUGCAAAAAGAUCCAAAACUCUCCAUUGUAGCUAAAAAUGAGACCAAGGUACCGCCUCCUAUUGAUGUACCUGCCCUCUCACUUGAUGAACUGAAGGAGAAAACUGACAAUUUUGGAUCAAAAGCAUUGGUUGGAGAAGGGUCAUAUGGAAGGGUAUAUUUUGCCGUUUUAAAAGAUGGUAGACAAGUGGCAAUUAAAAAGCUUGAUGUUUCACAAGAGCCUGAGUCCAACGUAGAGUUUUUGACCCAGGUUGCAAUGGUAUCAAAAGUAAGGCAUGAUAACUUUGUUGAACUGCGGGGCUACUGCGUGGAGGAAAAUCUCAGAUUACUUUCCUAUGAGUUUGCUACCAUGGGUUCUCUGCAUGAUGUUUUGCAUGGCAGGAAAGGAGUGCUAGGUGCACAACCUGGUCCUGUCCUUGACUGGAUGCAGCGUGUGAGCAUUGCUAUUGAUGCAGCUAAAGGUCUAGAAUAUCUCCACGAGAAAGUUCAGCCUUCCAUUAUACACAGGGAUAUCCGUUCAAGCAACAUUUUACUAUUUGAAGACUUCAAAGCAAAAAUUGCAGAUUUCAAUCUUUCUAAUCAAGCACCUGAUAUGGCUGCUCGUCUCCAUUCUACACGUGUACUCGGAACCUUUGGUUAUCAUGCUCCAGAAUAUGCGAUGACAGGGCAGUUGACCCAGAAAAGCGAUGUGUACAGCUUUGGUGUUGUUCUUUUAGAGCUUCUCACUGGGAGGAAACCUGUUGAUCAUACAAUGCCUAGAGGGCAGCAGAGUUUGGUUACUUGGGCUACUCCACGAUUGAGCGAAGAUAAGGUAAAGCAAUGUGUGGAUCCAAGGUUAAAGGGAGAAUAUCCACCGAAAGGCAUAGCAAAGCUUGCAGCAGUGGCCGCUUUAUGCGUGCAAUAUGAAGCUGAGUUCAGGCCUAAUAUGAGCAUUGUAGUUAAAGCACUUUCCCCACUCCUUGUAAAUAAGCAAUCUCUACCACAGCCAGAUCCUGCUGCAGCGAUUGCUGAUGGUUGAAUCCUGCAAAGCGUGUUAAUCGUUGUACUUCAGUUGAACUGGUUUGCAAAUUUGCUGCACCAUUUUGAUUUGGGGAGUGGAGGUUCAUUUUCAAUCUUUUAGUAUUGGUGCAAAUUUUCUAUUUUGCGUGCAGUGUGAUGUUUUGCGUGGAGAAAAUAAUUUGAACAUAUGGUUUUUGUGAAUGGAGUGAUGUUGGGCAAGGAUCUUAAUUUUGGUUCUUAUUGUUCAUAGCAUCAUUAAGCAA
Molecule: messenger RNA, 1657 nt
Organism: Phalaenopsis equestris
Lineage: Eukaryota; Viridiplantae; Streptophyta; Magnoliopsida; Asparagales; Orchidaceae
Product: PTI1-like tyrosine-protein kinase 3
Exons: 9
Coding region: 301-1413 (370 amino acids)
Biological process (GO): protein phosphorylation
Molecular function (GO): ATP binding; protein tyrosine kinase activity
Source: RefSeq, a predicted model, not a curated record